Messenger RNA from Hemiscyllium ocellatum (epaulette shark), 2256 nucleotides. RefSeq names its product keratin, type I cytoskeletal 19-like. Gene Ontology annotation, molecular function: structural molecule activity. The record is from RefSeq and is a predicted model, not a curated record. Lineage: Eukaryota; Metazoa; Chordata; Chondrichthyes; Orectolobiformes; Hemiscylliidae. The transcript is spliced from 10 exons. Bases 70 to 1443 code for a protein of 457 amino acids.
GUUGGGAGGGAGGGAAGGACUGGUCCAGAGCCUGUUCAAUUGCUGUUGUUAGUGUGAGAGUUUAGCAGGAUGUCUAGCGUGAAAAAGACAGUGACUGUUAGCAGCAGCAGCAGCAGCAGCAGGGGUGGUGGGCUGAGUUUAGGUGGUACUCGGGGUAUUGCUGGAGGAUCCACUUACAUCCGCUCAGCCUCCCAGCCCAGGCAGUUCUCCAGUCACUCAAUGGUCAUCGGGAGCCGAAGUGCACCCCGCAUCAGCCUGGCGACUGGGGCCGGCUCCCUGGGCUUCUCCCGGGGCUUCAGCGGCUCGAUGUCGUCCGGGCUGGGCUCCGGCUCCCUCGCCUUGAUGUCCGGGGGCUUGGGGAUGAACGAGAAGGACACCAUGCAGGCUCUCAACCAGCGGCUGUGCCUGUACCUGGAGAAGGUCCGCUCGCUGGAACAGGACAACUGCAGGCUGGAGAAAGAGAUCCGCGAAUUCGCCACCUCCAGGUCUAUUGACACCUUCGACUGGUCCAUCUACAACAGCAGAGUCAAGCCCCUGCAGGACGAGAUUCUCCAUGCAAUCAUGGAGAACUCCCAAGUCUGCCUGGAGAUCGACAACGCCAAGCUCGCUGCUGAAGACUUCAAGAAUAAGUUGGAGACUGAGUUGAGACUGAGACAAAGUGUGGAGCUCGAUAUUGAUGGACUGCACCAACUGAAGCAAACCUACCUGGACCUACAGGGCAAUUUGGUUGGUGAGAUUGCCGCACUGGAAGAGGACAUUGCCGCCCUGAAGAAGGACCAUGAAGAGCAACUGAGAAUGCUGCGACAGCAGAAGACUGCAGAUAUUGAUGUCCAAGUUGACUCCGUUCCUUCUGUUGACAUGGCUGCGAAACUGCAAGAAAUGAGAGAUAGUUACACCAAGCUUGCAGAACAGAAUAAAAAAGAUUUGGACAAUUGGUACCAGGAGCAGGUACAGAUUCAAGUCACACAGACCACACAGGCUGGCCAGGCUUCUGAUGGGGCCAAAGUUGAGCUUACUAAAUGCCAACAGAAUUUUCAGAACCUGAACGCUGAAUAUAAUGCCUUGCUUGGUGCUCUGAGAGGCCUGGAAAAUAACCUGAUGAAUGUUGAGUCCAGGUACGGCACGGAGCUGCAGACAGUACAGUGUAGAAUCGCAGAUCUAGAAGGCACGCUGGGAGAAAUCAGGAACAGCAUCUGUUUGCAGACACAGGAAUAUGAGAAGCUCCUUAACAUCAAGAUGAAAUUGGAGAAUGAAAUUCAGCAGUACAGGGGUCUUCUCAAUCAGAGCCAAAGCACGAUCCAGUCUGGUGGUGGCUCCUCCUUAUCCAUUGGGUUGGUGUCCGGAUCCAAAUCCGGAUCUGGAUCAGCAUCUCAGUCUGGAUCAGGGUCGAGCACCUCAGUAACCACAACCAAAGUUACCACAGAAAGGAUAAGUCGUUACUAAUGAAGAUGACUGGCCCCAGGUCUCUCUCCAAAGCAUCAUCUGCAGACCCAGCAUGACUAUUUGCUAACAUGGUUUCUUACAGAAUCUCGGGUUGUGGGCUCUUCCCUUCCGCGCUCCUGUCUCAUGGCCUUAACUUUCAGGGCAAUAGAAACUGUAACAGAGUGCCCACUGCUCCCUUCAGACACCAAUCCUAUCCACUGGAGGCUGCCACUCAAGGAUAACCUUCCCAACACCACCUCUUAAAAGGCUGUACCCCUCCCAAUCCCUGCCGCCAUGUGAUGGCUCCUGAAGCCAAUUUUCCUCGACACCAGCACGAGGGAGGCAAUGUGACUGUUCCCAUCCCCCGUGUGGCGUCAGUGUGUCCCGACCGGCUGGUAGUGCCUAUGGGCUGGAUUCUUUGGCCUAGGGGCACGGUGAGUCUGAUCACUGUUUGUUCCCUUUGAGACUGAACCCAAGGUGAGGGGUCAGCUGGAGUUUCCCCAGCUGAUGUGAGCCUCAGUGCGUUGCUGGGGGGGGCCUGGUUCUGUUACUUGUGAAAAGGUUACAUCACAGAAGUUGGGCCUUUCUCAUGUGUGGCUGGCAUCCACCACCUCUGCCUUAACUCAGUGGGGUGAACCACACAAAGUCUCACUCACCACUGGGCCUUAAUGACAAACAUCCCUGUCGUGAGGGCUUGCACUGACCUGACCUAACUCUGGAACCGGACUGAUGGCACCUGUGGGGAGCUCUGGGCUGCUCAGAAAUCUCAACGUCUUUCUGCAUGUCCAUUCUCUGCUUCAAAGCCAAUCAAUAAAUACUCCUUUUGUCAUCCUG